Molecule: messenger RNA, 2043 nt
Organism: Penicillium brevicompactum
Lineage: Eukaryota; Fungi; Ascomycota; Eurotiomycetes; Eurotiales; Aspergillaceae
Product: putative alpha-L-rhamnosidase B
Exons: 3
Coding region: 1-2043 (680 amino acids)
Biological process (GO): carbohydrate metabolic process
Source: RefSeq, a predicted model, not a curated record
AUGACACGAAUCUACUGGCUUAGCCUUUUGCUUUGCUUUUGUUCUCUUCUUCCGCUGUCCUCGGCUGACAGCUGCUGGCGCGAUACCUCCUGCUCGGGACCCGCGGACACUGCUUUCAGCGGACCGUGGGAGAAGAACAUAUUUGCACCAGGCUCUCGAACAGUACGUCCAGUGUCGACACUAUCGGAACUGAGAAACAAUGCAAACACCGAAUCUUCUCAUCCGUGGAAAGUAGCCCUAAGUGGCAAUGGUUCUUUGAUCGUGUUUGACUUUGGCAUUGAGGUUGGUGGAAUCGUCCAUCUGAACUAUACCUCUACCGGCAAGGCAGCACUGGGGCUGGCUUUCUCAGAAGCCAAAAACUGGAUCGGGGAGUGGUCAGACUCUUCGAGCGCUCUGUACCACGAUGGUGCUUUAUACGCAAAUAUCUCUUCUUCCGGGACUGGCAGCUAUACCAUGCCAGACAAAUAUCUGCGCGGUGGAUUCCGCUAUCUGACCGUCUUUCUCAUUACGGAUGGUCCAGUCGUUGUCCAGAUUGAGGAUUUGAGCUUGGAGAUUGGCUUCAAGCCAACUUGGUCCAACCUGCGAGCAUACCAGGGAUACUUCCACUGCAGUGAUGAGCUUCUGAAUCGCAUAUGGUACAGUGGUGCCUAUACUCUGCAGACAAACGAGGUGCCAGUCAAUACGGGCCGAGUCACGAAAGGCAUUACUUCUGGGUGGGUCAAUAAUGGAACACUCGGACCGGGAGACACCAUCAUCGUGGAUGGCGCCAAGCGAGAUCGUGCGGUAUGGCCUGGAGACAUGGGAAUUGCCGUCCCUUCGGCAUUUGUUAGUCUGGGAGAUUUGGAAAGCGUGAAGAAUGCUCUGCAAAUCAUGUACACGACACAGGACAAAUCUACAGGCGCAUUUGAUGAAUCUGGACCUCCACUGAGUCAGAAGGACUCGGAUACGUACCAUAUGUGGUCAAUGAUUGGGACCUACAACUAUGUGCUCUAUACAAACGACACCGAGUUCUUGUUGAAGAACUGGGAUGGCUAUAUGCAUGCAAUGGACUACAUUUAUGGCAAGGUGACUCUGCCAACUGGUCUUCUCAACGUCACUGGUACACGAGACUGGGCCAGAUGGCAGCAAGGCUACAACAACUCUGAGGCCCAAAUGAUUCUUUACCAUACACUACAGACAGGAUCAACUCUUGCUUCAUGGGUUGGAGACUCGACCAAUCUAUCAAGCACAUGGACAGCACAAGCAGCCGAUCUCAAGAGAGCAAUCAACACCUACUGCUGGGACGAAUCGUAUGGCGCGUUCAAAGAUAACGCGACCGAAACUACCCUACACCCACAGGAUGCCAACAGCAUGGCAAUAAUGUUUGGCGUUGUCGAUGAAGAUCGUGCAGCCAGUAUCUCCGAGAAGCUCCUUGAGAACUGGACACCAAUCGGGGCGGUGGCUCCCGAGCUACCAGAGAACAUUGCUUCGUUCAUAUCCUCCUUCGAAAUCCAGAGUCAUUUCCUAGCCCGUCAGCCAUUACGCGCCCUGGAUCUCAUCCGCCGCAGCUGGGGCUGGUACAUCAACAACCCCAAUGGCACAGAGAGCACUGUGAUAGAGGGCUAUCUCCAGAACGGCACUUUUGGGUACCGGAUGAACCGCGGCUAUGGAUAUGACCCUUCAUAUGUUUCCCAUGCCCAUGGAUGGUCAGCGGGUCCGACUUCCGCCUUGACUGAGUAUAUUGUUGGGUUGUCUGUGAUUUCGCCUCUGGGGUUGGAGUGGAAGAUUGCUCCACAGUUUGGGGACUUGAAAUUUGCCCAAGCAGGGUUUGUGACCUCCCUCGGGAAGUUCCAAGCAUCCUGGGAGCGUAAGUCCAGUGGGUAUACUCUAGAAUUCACGGUGCCGAAGGGUUCUGUGGGGAAUGUUACGUUACCCUAUAUCACCAAGUCAAAGAAGCCUUCGAUCACUAUCGACGGUGAUCAAUUGACGAGAGGGGUGACUUAUGUGGACGACGCUGCGACUGUUCGAGUGACAGGUGGCUCUCACAGAGUAGUUGUCAAAUAA